Messenger RNA from Dalotia coriaria, 3287 nucleotides. RefSeq lists its product as uncharacterized. The transcript has 9 exons. The record is from RefSeq and is a predicted model, not a curated record. NCBI's taxonomy places the organism in Eukaryota, Metazoa, Arthropoda, Insecta, Coleoptera, Staphylinidae. The coding region runs from base 506 to 2665 and encodes 719 amino acids.
GCCGCAGCGCUUCGCCACCGAUCGCUUGGUUCGCUUGUCGUCGUCGUCACGUCAGGCGCGAUCGACGACCGUAGCGCAACUCGCCACCGCUCAGUUCGCAACGGAGUGUCGGCGGCGGUGUUGUUGUUGUGCACUACGUCCGUUCGGUGAAAACGCUUUUGUGGUGCGGCGCCCCUCGUUCGAUGGUGACUUUGCGCGAGUGCCGCCCGCAGCGUCACGCAGCUGGGACGGCGUGAAAACAGCGGCGCUUGUUUUUCGAGUGUUGUGUUGUUUUUUGCAUCGAUCGAGCAAAAUAGAGAAAUUAGCGUGUGGGAUAUUGUUGAGUGUGAGUGCGCGCGUGUGUGUUCAUUGAUUUCACGUGCGGUGCGAGACGCUUCCGGGCCAUUCAUGCCGUUUUUUGCCUGGUGAAUGAAUGAAACCGAAACCGUUUUUGACAUUUGACAAUCGCCAGCGCAUCCUUCAACAGCGAUUUCUGUGUUGAUGGUGCAGAUUCAACUUGGCGUGGAUGACAAACGGCGGCAGGGGCGUCGUCGCCGGCGGCAUGGCGUCGUUUAUGACCAAGAAAAAGAAGUACAAGUUUCAGGUGGAGGUCUGCCUCGAAGAACUGCUGGAAGUCCCGUUUGUAUCGGCUGUACUCUUUGCGAAACUACGAUUACUCGACGGGGGGAAUUUUCAGGAUCAUAGUCAACGAGAAGAAGUGCGUGAUCACACCGUAAAGUGGAACGCCCGCUACUCCUUCCCGUGCAAAAUGCUCGCCAACGCCUCCACGGGCGUCCUCGAGCGCUGCGUGCUGCGCAUCUCGGUGCGCAAGGAGUCAAAGGGCGGCAAAUCCUUCACGAAGCUCGGCUUCGUCGACCUGAAUCUCGCCGAGCUCGCCGGCGCCGGCUCCACCAGCCGCAAAGCCCUCCUCGAAGGCUACGACGCGCGCCACCGUCAAGACAACAGCAUGCUACGCAUCUCCAUCAAAAUGAACAUGUUAUCCGGCGACAUCCUCUUCAAAGUCCCUUCACCCACACACGCGAGCAAAACCGGAAAUGCGGUGCCAUUACCACGCGCUGACGAAAACGUCGCUUUUGAACCCACCACCACCAGACUUCUAGACGAAUUCUCAUCGGGGUCCCUAGCUGGAAGCAUUGGGAGUGGGAGCAGUGGGUUUGGCAGCUUGACGAAGAAACGACCUGCAUUAACCGAUAUAAUUAUUGGUCAAACAUUGACUGAGAGUAAUGUUCCUAUCACAUUGGCAAGCGACGAUGUAUCAUCCACUGGAAACAUAACCACAACUUACAUUAGUACAGCUACAACCACGGAUGAAGACGGUUUGUUACCAGGACAGGAACCCGGCCAUUCGCGCAACUCAAGCAACACCAGUCAGAUGUCAAAGGCGUCGGGUUAUAGUAGUAUACAUUCACACAGCAGGCAAUCAUCAUCGGGGGAUUCCGGUCAUAUUCGAGAUUUAGUUACUCCUGGUACAACUACAACGGCGAAACGGAAAGCUGGGCCGACAAUCGCAAUCCCCAGCACGUUUCGUGAGGAUAUCUCGAUGCUGCUUACGCCUGUGCAUACACCGCCAGCGAAUAAUAAUCAUCUGAAUAAGACGCCGGAUGAUGCGUAUGCGACACCUCGCGGUAGUCUUACACCUUUUGAUAAUACGCUGUUUUAUACACCGAAAGAUUACCAGACACCGAAAGGUAUACCUAUGAAUGGUAACUUGGAUAAAAUCGAGGUGGAUGGUAAGAAAUUAGAGCGGAAUUCGUAUAAUUCGCAACAUCCGCCUGAGUUUCAUGGUAUUUUGAGAUCUAAGAGUGAUUAUGAGAUACCCUGUAAGCCAUUCAAUGCGGUGUGUUGUUGUGAGGUUACGAAUGGUAUGCAACCAGGUGUACCGCGUGGUAGUUUGUUAGCAAGGUUGCAGAGCUCGCAGAAUGCGGCUGUGGUGCCAGCGGAUUGUACGUUUCGCGAUGCUUUCCGCCCGUUUUUGACGCCGAUUGGGCGCAGGAAGUGUGAUCCCUUGAUGAUGAACCACGAUGGGCAUAGAUGUCGUGUUUUAACACCCACAGAUGCUCGGGGUAAUCCUUUCGAGGCGUUUGAAGCGCAAAUAAGCAGUUUUAUUAGUUUGGGACUGUUUUUCAGACCUUGGGACUCCCCGAAGAGCGGAAUGGGCCAUCGCAAGAUGCUCUUGGACAAUGCGCUCAACAACGCCAAGCUCACGCCGAUGUCGAUGUCGAUGACGAUGUCCACGUCGCCGGAGAAUGAUGAACAUGAGCAUCAACAUCAGCAACAACAGACGGCUGAAAACAAUCCGCAGCGACGGCCCAGCAUCACGCAGUUAGUCCAAAAGAAUCCUAGUUCAAGUAGUUUGGUGGGAUCGGAGACGGGGUCUUUGGAUCGUGCUAAGGCGGCUUUCGAACGCCGGAAGAAAACGCAGUCGGCGGAACCGGAAGUCACGGCAACUGGACGCGUUGAGGGCACGCGUGUUAAUCCUGAUCAUUUGAUCGAGGAGCUUAUAAAGAAUACCAAGUUGGAUCAGACGGAUGAAUCAGCUGAAUCUUCUGGUCUACAAUUGUUUAUAGCAAAAGACGGCACAACGGCCCUGGGCAGCCACGAAGUGAAAUCCCAGAUGUUCCCUGCGGGUGUCUUCACCCAGGUGCUCAUGGACGACAACAGGUAGCCCUAAAGCCGGAUGUCAACGCUGAAGCAUAAACAAAAAAGACAAAGUACCACGCGCGUCGACCACCGACUGUUUAGUAGUUAAUAUCAAAUUUGUAUAGCAAAACGAAGACACUUUUAUUAACGAAUCCAGUUUAUGUGUGUGUGUGCCAGCCGGGGGACACGUGUUUCGCUGCCGUGGUUUGUAGCUUGUUGCAUAUUCACUCCUAGCAGUAUUAUAUUAUCACAACGCGUUGCGUUUCACUUUUCUUUCGUUUUUUGGUUUUAAAUAGACGAGCCGUGUGUUGUUUUCGCAAGGCCUAGACUAUAUUUUGCGCUGUGGACGCGACGUACACGAACAUUCAACCGGAGUUAAGGCGUCUGUGCGAUUGUUUUGCCAAUAUUUGUGAUAUACAUUACAUUGUAAGCCAUUUUAGUGCAAAGAUUAUUAAAAGAGAUUUAUCUGAAACCAGUAUGAAAACCAGGUGGAGAACACAGUGUAUAAAAAUAAAGAAAAGAUGUAUUAAUAUAUUUGAGCUGAACGUUGAGGGGAGGUGUUUAGGCUUGAGUGGAUGUGGUGUUUCAAGGUGACAAUAUUAUUUAUUGUAAAUUAUUGUGUAAAUAUAUUUGUGUAUUAUUUCCAA